GGGCCGCGGCGCGAACGGGACGCGCGUGGAGUCUUCCGCGGUUCCCGGUCCCGGGUUCUGGUCCCGGCGGGCGCCGUGACCGGACACCAUGAAGGAAACGCCCCUGUCUAACUGUGAGCGCCGCUUCCUCCUGCGCGCCAUCGAAGAGAAGAAGCGGCUGGAUGGCAGACAAACCUACGAUUACAGAAGCUUAAGGAUCUCAUUUGGGGCGGAUUAUGGGUGCUGUAUCGUGGAGCUCGGGAAAACAAGAGUUCUUGGCCAGGUUUCCUGUGAACUUGUUUCUCCAAAACUCAACAGGCCAACAGAAGGUAUUCUGUAUUUUAAUCUUGAACUUUCUCAAAUGGCUGCUCCGGCAUUUGAACCUGGCAGGCAGUCAGAUCUGUUGGUGAAGUUGAAUCGACUCCUGGAAAGAUGUCUGAGAAAUUCCAAGUGUAUAGACACUGAAUCACUCUGUGUCGUUGCUGGUGAAAAGGUCUGGCAAAUACGUGUGGACCUACACUUACUAAAUCAUGAUGGGAAUAUUAUCGACGCUGCCAGCAUUGCUGCCAUUGUAGCCUUGUGUCACUUCCGAAGACCUGAUGUCUCUGUGCAAGGAGAUGAAGUAACCCUGUACACACCUGAAGAGCGUGAUCCAGUCCCUCUGAGCAUCCACCACAUGCCCAUCUGUGUCAGCUUUGCCUUCUUCCAGCAGGGAACAUACUUGUUGGUGGAUCCCAAUGAACGAGAAGAACGAGUAAUGGAUGGCUUGCUGGUGAUCGCCAUGAACAAGCAUCGAGAAAUCUGUACCAUCCAGUCCAGUGGCGGGAUAAUGCUUCUUAAAGAUCAAGUUUUGAGAUGCAGCAAAAUAGCUGGUGUGAAGGUAGCAGAAAUUACAGAGCUCAUACAGAAAGCUUUGGGGAAUGAUCAGAAAGUCAGGAAAGAAGGUGGAAAGUUUGGCUUUGCAGAAUCUAUAGCAAAUCAAAGGAUCACAGCUUUCAAAAUGGAGCAGGCCCCUGUUGAUACCUCUGAGGUGGAAGAGAAAGCCGAUGAAAUCAUUGCUGAAGCUGAGCCUCCUCCAGAAGUUGUUUCUAAGCCUGUGCUCUGGACUCCUGGCACUGCCCAAAUUGGAGAGGGAAUAGAAAACUCAUGGGGCGCUCCUGAGGACUCUGAGAAAGAAGAUGAGGAUGAGGCUGGCAGUGAUGAAGCUAUCAUUCUUGACGACAUGAAAAUGGACACUGCAGUGGAUGUUGCUGGUAUUGGAGGCCAGGCUGCUCCUAUCGUCCUCUCCGAUAGUGAAGAAGAAGAGAGGAUCAUUUUAGAACCAGACAAGAACCCAAAGAAAAUAAGAACACAGACGGUCAGUGCAAAACAAGAGAAAGCACCCAGUAAAAAUCCAGUGAGGAAGAGGAAAAAGAAGAGAGCGGCUAAUUAGAGUUAACAUGAUUUAAUGUAUGUAUAUAUAUAACUAUUAAAAGGAUAUUUAUUCCAU
This is a messenger RNA of Dipodomys ordii (Ord's kangaroo rat), 1468 nucleotides long. RefSeq names its product exosome component 9 (gene Exosc9). Lineage: Eukaryota; Metazoa; Chordata; Mammalia; Rodentia; Heteromyidae. Gene Ontology annotation, biological process: nuclear mRNA surveillance; U4 snRNA 3'-end processing; U5 snRNA 3'-end processing. Gene Ontology annotation, cellular component: nuclear exosome (RNase complex); cytoplasmic exosome (RNase complex). The record is from RefSeq and is a predicted model, not a curated record. Bases 89 to 1411 code for a protein of 440 amino acids. The transcript has 12 exons.